AUGAAUCAACCACAGACUGACACAUUAUUCUUUUAUGGUUUAUCCAAUUGGAGUGAUAUUGGAACUGUUAUUUCUGAAUUUAAUUCAAUUAAAAUACAAGUACAAGCAAUUGAAAUGUUAUCUCCAUCUGAGGGAUUUAUUAAAUAUGAUUCUCAUCAAAAAUGUAGUGAAGCUUUUCAACGGUUUAACUCAAGUAGUGUUUCAGCAAGAUUUGAUUUUGCAGAGCCAAACAGUAUUGUUGAUUAUCCAAUUGCAAAAGAGAUGGCAACAGGACAAUUUAUUUGUUGUAAAGCAAGUUUAGAUUUAUCUUGUGUUCCAGUAGAACAUUUAAUAUCAACAGAAUGA
Molecule: messenger RNA, 345 nt
Organism: Entamoeba histolytica HM-1:IMSS
Lineage: Eukaryota; Evosea; Mastigamoebida; Endamoebidae
Exons: 2
Coding region: 1-345 (114 amino acids)
Source: RefSeq, a predicted model, not a curated record